UGGUCGUUCCUCCAGGGCCUCCUCAGCGGAGUGAACAAAUACUCCACGGCCUUUGGCCGAGUGUGGCUCUCCAUCGUUUUCCUCUUCAGGGUCAUGGUGUUCGUGGUGGCGGCCGAGAAAGUCUGGGGCGACGAACAGAAGGACUUCAAGUGCAACACGGCCCAACCCGGGUGUCACAACGUCUGCUACGACCACUUCUUCCCCGUGUCCCACAUCCGGCUGUGGGCGCUGCAGCUCAUUUUCGUCACCUGCCCGUCACUCCUGGUGGUGAUGCACGUGACCUACAGGGAGGACAAGGAGAAGAGGAACCGCGAGAAGUAUGGCGAAAACUGCCGCCGUCUCUAUCAGAAUCCGGGUAAAAAGCGCGGCGGCCUCUGGUGGACGUACGUCCUCACUUUGGUUUUCAAGAUCGGCGUGGACGCCACCUUCGUCUACCUGGUGUAUCACAUCUACGAAGGCUACGACUUCCCGUCGCUGAUCAAGUGCGAGCAGAAGCCGUGUCCCAACAAAGUGGACUGCUUCAUCUCCCGUCCCACGGAGAAGAGGAUCUUCACCCUCUUCAUGGUGGUCACCAGUCUGCUCUGCAUCCUGCUGUCCAUUAUUGAGAUCCUCUACCUGAUCGGCAAACGCUGCCGCGAAUGCGUCACGUCCAUGCACCACUCCCGCCAAACCGUCACCAACACGAUAUCGAGCGGAAGCACCUUGAUGGUGGAAAACAACAUAAAGCGGCCGAGAGACAAAACCCCCGAGACCCCCGCCCCCUCCUACAGUGUGGUCGUAUCGUGAGGCAUCGUCCCGCCAUGAAGACGAGAGACUGUUGGACCAGAACUGACCCUGAGUUCGUCUGAACUACACUGGAGUUACCUGGAGACCAGAGGAGCCUCUGGACCAUCAGACUAAAACUAGUACUUUCUGUGCACAUGAGCAACGUUCAGUACCAGGAACUGUUUUCAGGGAACUGAACAAUUCCAUCUGGUCUGCGUCAAAUUAACUUUGUUUUUUCCUAGUCUUCCUGGAUGUUCUCAGUGCUGCCUACAGAACUCCUGCAUCAGUAAAUAUGUCACCGGUGAAAGUUAAAAUAAUAUUUUAUAUCUUUUCUCAUAAAUUGUGGUGUUUAAAAAAGUGUCGCGUUUACAGACCGAUCGUAACAGUGUUUGUCCAAACUCCACCCCCAAGAUUUUUGUAUUUUCCUUCAACCGCACCUCAGAGGAGUAGUGGCUAAAACCAGUCCCGUCCCAUCGAUGUGCAGCAGUGCAGUUCCUGGUUCCUGUUCCUGUGGUGGGAACAUCCUCGCGAUGUGUCACCGACGUGGAAUGUGAUGCUGUUUUGAGAAAAAAAACAAAAAACAACUUAAUUUAAGCAAAGAUAAAAAAAAAAGAAAAAGUGAAUGUGUGUGUGUGUGUGUGUUUCCUCUGUGUGAGUCACUCUGUGGUUUUCAUAAACAUGUGGUUCCUCUGUCAGAUUUUCCCUCUGCUCCUGCCCAGCCUUCGAACCUCCAGUGUGGACGUCACUGUAAACGUUGAACUUAUUUAACUUUGUUCUUUUUCUCUGUGUGUGUGUGUGUUUUCCUGAAAUCAACCAUAAUAAUCGAUGAAGUCCAGACGUCGGUGUCGUCUGUUUUUAUACCUGUUUUUGGCUGCACAGAUGUAAAUAGCAUUUUCUAUUAAAGAGGAUUAUUUUCGUGUUUGAAAA
This is a messenger RNA of Cynoglossus semilaevis (tongue sole), 1692 nucleotides long. RefSeq names its product gap junction protein beta 10 (gene gjb10). Gene Ontology annotation, molecular function: gap junction channel activity. Gene Ontology annotation, biological process: cell-cell signaling. Gene Ontology annotation, cellular component: connexin complex. The annotation marks the transcript as partial. NCBI's taxonomy places the organism in Eukaryota, Metazoa, Chordata, Actinopteri, Pleuronectiformes, Cynoglossidae. The transcript has a single exon. The record is from RefSeq and is a predicted model, not a curated record.